This is a messenger RNA of Penaeus indicus, 1392 nucleotides long. Its product is annotated as orexin/Hypocretin receptor type 1-like. The record is from RefSeq and is a predicted model, not a curated record. The coding region runs from base 1 to 1392 and encodes 463 amino acids. Lineage: Eukaryota; Metazoa; Arthropoda; Malacostraca; Decapoda; Penaeidae. Gene Ontology annotation, biological process: G protein-coupled receptor signaling pathway. Gene Ontology annotation, molecular function: G protein-coupled receptor activity. Gene Ontology annotation, cellular component: plasma membrane. The transcript has 2 exons.
AUGUGGGCUCCCUCCAGCGGGUGGGCGGCCGUGACCCUGGCCACGCUACAGGUGGGCGUGUUCGUGGUGGGCGUGCUGGGCAACGUGUCCGUGGCGGCGUCCGUGUGGCGGCGCGGGACGGGCGGCCAGCAGCAGCCGGGGUCGCACCGCCACUCCCUCCUGCUGUCGCUGGCGCUGGCGGACCUGCUGGUCAGCGUCUUGUGCCUGCCUGCUGCCGCCGUGCGCCUGCUGGCCCUGGCGUGGACGGCGCCGCCCGUGCUGUGCCCCCUGCUGGCCGCCGCGCAGAACACCGCCCACGCCGCCUCCACGCUGUCGCUGGCUCUGCUGGCCCUCGACCGCUACCUGUCCGUCCGCCGCCCCAAGCUGGCUCCGCGCGUGUCCGCCCUCACCGUCCGCCUGCUGGCGCUGCUGUGGCUGCUGGCGGCGCUGGCGGCGCUGCCGCGGGGCCUGGCGUCCCGCGUGCGGCCGCCGGGCUUCUGCGGCGAGGUGUGGCCGGCGCCCUCCACCAGGAUCGCCUACCACGCCGCCGUGGCGCUCGUGGUGCACGUGCUGCCCUGCGCCGCCGUCGUGCUGUGCCACGCCGCCGUGGCCGCGUCGCUGCGGCGCCGCGGCCUGGAGGACACCCGGCUGAACCUGCGGCCCCGGCAGGUGAUCAUCAUGGCGCGCGACUGCAGCGUGGGCGGCGCCAACAACCACAAGAUCGUGGCGGCGGCGGCGUCGAGUGAGGAGGACUCGGACGCGCAGGAGGACGAGCGCGCCGCCAUGGACGUCCGCGAGGCCGCCUUGCAGGCCACGCGCGACGCCGGCCGCGGCAGGGGGCCGCAGCCGCCGCCGAGGGCCGCCGCCGCCAUGAAGCCGGCGCGCAAUGUGCACACCAUCAUCCGCGCGCACCGCCGCAUGCGGCUGCGCGGGCCGCCAAACCCGCCCUCCAUCUUCACCUCGUACCGCGGGCACUCCGUCGAGACGCGGCGCCGCCUGGCCCGCCUGCUGGUAGCACUGGGCGCCGUCUUCGCCGCCUGCUGGCUGCCCUACGGGGUGGCGCUGGUGGCGUGGGCGUGCCGGGACGCGCCCGCCACGCGCCACGCCCUCGAGGCCACACUGGCGCUCGGCCACGCCCACUCUGCGGUCAACCCCGUGGUGUACUGGCUCAUGAACCGCGCCUUCCUCGCCUCCGUGCACCGCCUCCUGACCGCCCACCUGCGCUUCCCCAGCGGCCUCGCCUGCAGGGGCGGCUGCGCGCGCCCCGACUGCCUGGCGCGCCCGCCCGCGCCACCCUGGGCCGGCAACUCGUCCACCAACGAGGACAACUUGGGCGCCUUCCACCCGAAGUACCUCAACCCGCACGCCCUCCGCCCGCAGGCAUCCCGCUGCACCUCGCACUACUUCCACUAG